Spodoptera littoralis (African cotton leafworm) is the source of this 612-nucleotide messenger RNA. NCBI's taxonomy places the organism in Eukaryota, Metazoa, Arthropoda, Insecta, Lepidoptera, Noctuidae. The record is from the annotation of a GenBank genome assembly.
AUGUCUAACAAGAAUACUGGACAUCAAUUGAAGGAAAAUGGAAAUACCGAUCGCAUCUCGAGAGAAAACCGAGAUAGAAUAAAAAAUAGCCGCACGGAAGGACGCAGAAAUACAUCUGAAGUAAAGAACCAUUUGAAAGGUGUCACUAAAAGUAAACCUUCGAAUGGAAAAAUUACGAAUACCGUACCAAAAGUGAACCACAAAUGCCGUACCACAAAUACUAAUUCUAAUCCUUUACUUCUGUUUCCCAGCGGAGAAAGACUGAAGGAAUUGGACAUGGCAUACGAGGGAGCAAUGGAUCUUUUAAGGAUCCUUGAUGAAGACGGUAUCAACAGAGGAAAAGGUCGAUCUAAACGCAAAACGGACAUGCAAAACGAAGUUGACAUGGCGUAUGAAGGGGCCAUGCAACUAAUAGCAAAUGAAAGUAAUAGCCACAUUGCGUCCCGUGUUGGAAAUGCUGGCCCUAGCAAUCGAGGAGCUGAAGUAGGACGUGGAAUACGGCAUACCUCUGCCAUACCGACUAAACCAACUCCCCAGUCAAAAGGGAAUUUAGUAGCACCCAAUGCUGCAAAUGCCUCGCCUCUAAUGCCCCACCCACGGCGAGGGGCAUAA